ACUAGUCGGCAGUGACCAGCAGUGACGGUAGUGUCGGCACUCGGCACCAUCGACAGAGUCGACAGUGGCAUCAUGGCGAUCGGCUAGGGGAGUCAGCAGUCAGCACGCAUCGCUCAGAAAAUUUACCGUGAACCCGUACACGAUCACAGUAUUCGUGAUUAUCGUGAAUUACGCGCAUCGAAUUUCCCGUCAGAUGACCGCAUAUCGAUCUUUCCGUGCGUAGUAACGUCGAAACGCGAAUGACACAAUGGUGAAGUUGACGGAAGAGAUGGUCGUGGCUCGCACGCGAGUGUCUGACUUUUCUGCCGUAAAGAAACUCAAUUGCUGGGGAACAGAUAUAACAGACGUCAGCAUCUUAAGAAAAAUGAAGAAUGUGGAGGUGUUGUCACUGAGCAUAAAUAACAUUAAUACACUUGCCGAUUUUCAAUACUGCCACAAGCUUCAGGAUUUAUUUAUAAGACGAAAUAAUAUUAAAGAUUUAAAUGAAGUUUGCUAUCUCCAAGGAUUACCUAAUUUACGAAAUUUGUGGCUCGGUGAAAAUCCAUGUGCAGAAAAGGAUGGAUAUCGAUUAGCUGUACUUCGAGCUUUGCCAAAUCUUGAGAAAUUAGAUGACAAGGUAGUGUCACCCGAAGAAGUGCAAACUGCAAUGACAAUAGGUCGAUCUUUAAUACAUCCUCUUGAAAUAGAUGCUUCUCCACAAUCGGAUGUAGUAAGCCCAGAGGAUAUCGCGAUUGAAUAUAUUGAAGAAACUGAAUUGGGACGAUCUAGGAGGUACAGUUCUUCUAGUGAUCAGAGAAGCUUUGAUGAAAUCCAACAUACUCAUGAAGAAUAUGACCCUGACAGAAGAAACGCAAAUUAUAAUGCGUCAUCGUCACAUCAUUACUCACAAAAUAAUCAAUAUGCAUAUGAGCUACAAAAUGGACAAUCAAAGAAUCAGAGCAAAGAUGACACUGUGUGUACAGAGUCACGCAGCAACAAUGAGACUGUGGCCACUAACACUCUUGAAAUAUCCAAGGUACAUUUAAGUACAGCGCAUUUUUAAACAUAUUUGCGAUUCUGCGGUCAUUCAUAUUAUCCAUAAUAUAAACGAUUAAAUACGUUUCAUAAUCAUAUCUCAGUAAUACUGUCAUUGUGUAUAUUACUGUUUAUUAGCAAGUAUGAUUAGAUCACUCGAAUUUGACAUGUUUUCUGGCUACAUAUCACUUUGUAUAACUCAGCUUAGGACAUUUAAUAAUGAGGAACUUUUUUUUAUUUUAAUCGCUUUAACUUAUCUAACAUAUUUUUACAUUGACCAAUAAAAUUAGAAAUAAAUAGGACUUAAUAA
Molecule: messenger RNA, 1324 nt
Organism: Temnothorax curvispinosus
Lineage: Eukaryota; Metazoa; Arthropoda; Insecta; Hymenoptera; Formicidae
Product: protein C21orf2-like
Exons: 7
Coding region: 248-1042 (264 amino acids)
Biological process (GO): cytoskeleton organization
Molecular function (GO): protein binding
Source: RefSeq, a predicted model, not a curated record